AUGCAAGAGACCACAAGUUUCAUGAGUGAGACAAGGGCAACUUUCAGAAACCAAGGGGCGUCCAUUCGAAACUUAGAGGUACAGGAGUGGCAAAUAGCCGAAAAGCUAAAUAAGCGACCACAGGGUUCCCUACCAAGCAACACAGUGACAAAUCCACGUGAACAAGCGAAUGCAAUAGCUCUAUGGUGUGGAACAGUCUUGGAAGAGGUGGAACAAAUAGGGAAAGCAGAGAGCCCACCAAAAGACAGGGAAGAUUCUGAUGAAGAAGUCAACAAAGAGAUCAUUAUUGAAGAGAAGCCAACAAGUCCCAAGGAAGAAGAACCAAAAAGAGAAGAGGGGUCAAGGAAGUUGGAAGAGGAGGAAACAAUGACGCUUACGGAGGAGUGCAGUGCCAUUCUACAGAAGAAGCUUCCACCGAAACUCAAGGAUCCAAGGAGUUUCACUAUCCAUUGUGUUAUAAGAGAUAUUACAUUUGAUAAGGUUUUGUGUGAUCUGGGUGUAAGUAUAAAUCUAUUGCCUUUUUCCGUUUUCAAGAAACUAGGAAUUCGUGAAGUGAAUCCUACAACCAUAUCCUUGCAGUUUGUAGAUAGAUCCAUCAAGCAUCCAAGGGGCAUUAUUGAAGAUGUACUGGUGAAGGUGGAUAAAUUCAUUUUUUUGGCAGACUUUUUUGUGUUGGAUAUGGAAGAAGACAAGGAGAUUCCUCUUGUCUUGGGACGACCAUUUCUUGCUGCCGGAAGAGCCUUAAUUGAUGUAUAA
Messenger RNA from Pistacia vera, 756 nucleotides. RefSeq lists its product as uncharacterized. Bases 1 to 756 code for a protein of 251 amino acids. The record is from RefSeq and is a predicted model, not a curated record. Lineage: Eukaryota; Viridiplantae; Streptophyta; Magnoliopsida; Sapindales; Anacardiaceae. The transcript is spliced from 2 exons.